Messenger RNA from Galeopterus variegatus (Sunda flying lemur), 906 nucleotides. RefSeq names its product ybeY metallopeptidase (putative) (gene YBEY). The record is from RefSeq and is a predicted model, not a curated record. Gene Ontology annotation, biological process: rRNA processing. The coding region runs from base 45 to 539 and encodes 164 amino acids. The transcript is spliced from 4 exons. Gene Ontology annotation, molecular function: metalloendopeptidase activity. NCBI's taxonomy places the organism in Eukaryota, Metazoa, Chordata, Mammalia, Dermoptera, Cynocephalidae.
UUCCUGUCCAAAGAUUUUUAAAGGUCCGGGAUGCUUUUCCUGAAAUGAGUUUGGUGAUUAGAAAUCUGCAGCGACUCAUCCCCAUUAGGAGAGUGCCACUUCGCAAGAAGAUGGAAAUUGUAAGGAGUAUUUUAGGAGUGGAGAAAUUUGAUCUGGGGAUCAUCUGUGUUGACAACAAGAAUAUUCAGCACAUUAAUAGGAUCUACAGACAGAAAAAUGUUCCAACCGAUGUGCUUUCUUUUCCAUUUCAUGAGAAUCUGAAAGGAGGUGAAUUUCCGCAGCCUGAUGUUCCAGAUGACUAUAAUUUGGGAGACAUUUUUCUAGGAGUAGAGUAUAUCUUCCAGCAGUGCAAAGGAAGUGAAGAUUACUAUGACAUCCUGACUGUGACUGCCACCCAUGGACUCUGUCACCUGCUGGGCUUCACACAUGGCACAGAGGCUGAGUGGCAGAAGAUGUUCCAGAAGGAGAAACAGGUGCUAGAAGAGCUGAGCCGGCACACUGGGACCAGGCUGCAGCCCCUGAGCCAGGGCCUCUUCUGAUGCUGAGCAUAGGGGCAAGGGAGCAGUCAGGGCUUCAAGCGCCUCCCUACCUCCACCCCUGCAGGAUAGAGAGAACUGGAGGAGACAGAUGCCACCCAGCACAGCAGGUGGUGAGAUGAACCCUCACCUUUGGGCCCCAUGGAUCCAGGGCUCCAGGGCUCCCUCUAACUGGGAGUACUUCUGGUUGCUGCUGACUUGUGGGGCCUCAGAGGUGCCAGUCCAAGAAGAGGUUAAAUUCCAUCAGUGGAACUUGAUUUCUUGAAGUACAAGUGAAAUUUCGUUUAUUUCUUUGUUUAGAAAACAACAGGUUUUUUUUUCACUAUUGUAAAUAAAGUAGUUCUAACUUUUAGAAUUAAUAGAUAGAGCA